AUGGAUUUAUCUCGGAAGUUCUUGCAGAAAUACAUUGAAAAAGACCAUGAAAACCCUUCUGAGCAGCUUAAAAUUAAAUACUCCGCAGUUAGAUUACCUAAGCUAAAGCUUCUAAGAUCUAUAGACGUCAGCCCAAUGCAAAAAAGAAAAGGAUUUAGUAAUUCUCCCCUGGAAGAUUUAUAUAAACCUAAACUAAUUAACCAAUCUGCUACAAUAAUCAAAGACCUAACUCCCCCCAUCCUUGAUCGAACGACUCGCCAUCGUUCGAUCAAGGAUGGGGGUUAAUAAACAUUUUUUUUGGAAAAAAAUUUUAUAUUAAAAUAAAAACUAUAUAUAUAUAUAUUAUUUUUUAUUUACUUUUAAAUAAGAGGUUUAAGAGUAUUUAAUAAUUAGUUUUACAGCAAAAAAUUGAAUUAAUUUCAUAAAAAUACCAAUUUUAAUAUUUUGAUUUAUUAGUUACCCCUUUAAACUGUAUAAAUUUUAAUUUGUUCCUUAUUAAAUUAAAUUUUUUAUUUUUAAAAUUUUAAAAAAUCUCUAUUUUAUUAGAUUAUUAAGUUUUUAAAGCCUAGGUUGAUGACUAAAUCACUUUGAAUGGUUGAUUCCAAAGCUUUCUGUCGUCUUAAAGUCUCUGAAAACAACUUCAUUAGGUACAUCUUCCCAAGCUUUUGAUAACUAAUGUAUUUUUAUAUAUAUAAAAAUUGUCAUGAUAUGAAAAUCGUUCGAUCAAGGAUGGGUGGUCAAGCAUAGGUAGCAACCCUACACCCCCACCCCCCAAAUAAGGGGAACCCCCACCCCCCCUAAAAAAUGGUACCCCCACCCCCCCUUUCACAGAUGGCACCCCCACCCCCCCUCUUUAUAGAAGUAAUUAAUAGGAAACAAGCAAAAUAAAUUAAAUAUAACCCAAUUAAAACGCUAUAUUGAUAAAUUAAGUCCACAAAUUACUUUAUAUUUAUGAUUAAUUAAUAAAUUUAAAUUAAUUAGCAAUUAAUUAGAAAAUAUAUUAUUAAUUUUGUUUUUUAUAUUUAUAAAUAUAAUGCCAAAGAUAUAGAUAAUGGCAUUAAUUAUUAAAUGAGCCAAGCACAACACAAUAAAUUGCAUUAAAUUUAUUGAUUCAUACAUUAAAGCUAAUCUAAUGUCCAUUUUAUAAGGAUUGCAGGACUGAAUUGGUAACAGGAUUCAAUAGUGGUAAUAAAAAUAUUAUUUGCUAUUGUCAGUUUUACUUUUGGAUCUCUAAUUCGACUUUUAGCCAUUGUUCCCAAAGUUCAUAAAUAUAUGCAGGAUAUAUUGCUAAUUAAUACCAAAGAUCAUUAUUAUGCUCGCUAACAAAUUUUCAUAUGUGGUGUGCUUAGUAGUUAUAGGAAAUUCUCACCUCAUUCCACCUACUCCUUAAUCGAUUGUGCUACGCUAUGUGGAUAUUGUAUAAAUCAGUAAUUUUGAAUAUUUAAAAUAAUAAUUUAUUUUAUUGCGUCUGCUCUAAAUUGGCAUUUGUCAUAUAUUUAUGCUAUAUUAAGGGGGGGGUGCCAUCUGUGAAAGGGGGGGUGGGGGGUACCAUUAAAAAAGGGGGGAUAGGGGUACCGCUUUUAGGGGGGUGGGGGUGUAGGGUUGCUACCUGUGCUUGACCAGAUGGGGGUUAAUUUCCCAAAUUUUUAGGAAUUUUUACAGUCAAUCGUUCGAUCAAGGAUGGGGGGGAGUAAGCUCAUUUGUUACAGAAUUCCCUAAUCACAGGAAAAGAAAAUCUCAACAGUUUGAGCCAGAUGAGACUAAAUCAAGUAUUUUCAAUGAUAUUACACUUGAUGAGCAAACAAAUUUAAGCCAAAGAGAAGAAGAUGUGGAAGAAAAGCCAAAACCAAAGAAAAAAAUUGUAUGUCUAAGCAUACCACAAGUUGUUUAUCAACCAGAUGAAGAUGAAAAUUAG
This is a messenger RNA of Blepharisma stoltei, 1915 nucleotides long. The record is from the annotation of a GenBank genome assembly. Lineage: Eukaryota; Ciliophora; Heterotrichea; Heterotrichida; Blepharismidae.